This is a messenger RNA of Drepanopeziza brunnea f. sp. 'multigermtubi' MB_m1, 966 nucleotides long. RefSeq lists its product as uncharacterized. The record is from RefSeq and is a predicted model, not a curated record. NCBI's taxonomy places the organism in Eukaryota, Fungi, Ascomycota, Leotiomycetes, Helotiales, Drepanopezizaceae. Gene Ontology annotation, biological process: carbohydrate metabolic process. Gene Ontology annotation, molecular function: hydrolase activity, hydrolyzing O-glycosyl compounds.
AUGUCUUUUCAAGGCCACCUCGAAGGCCUUCUUAAUAAAGGCAAAGCCAAAUUCAAAGAGUUCAACGAGCAGCGCCAACAGCGCCAGCAGCAGCAGCAGCAUCACCAGUAUCCACAACAACCACCGCAUCAAUUCCACUCAGGCGGCCCCCCACUCAUUCCCUACGGUACCAAACCCGGCGGUUCCCAUCCUGCUCAACCAUACUGGCAACCCUUCUUUACCCCUUCCACCCCCGUCUCUGCCCUUUUCCAGCAUGAAACUGGCGCCCACGGCUGGGGCAACAACGAGUCACAGAACUAUACUGCUGCCGCUGCGAACUCCUUCUUCACCCCCGACGGGAAACUGGUCGUGCGCGCAAUCGUCAACCAUUCCCUGCCGGAGAACAAAUUCACCUCGGCGCGCCUCGUCUCGCAUCAGACACUAGAUCGGCAGAGGGGGUGCCUGACGGCGGUCCUGAGCGCGCCUUGCGCGGCGGGCAUCUGGCCUGCGUUUUGGCUGCUGCCGAAAGCCCCGUUCAGCUGGCCGACGGAUGGGGAGGUGGAUGUUUUCGAGAGCUGGAAUGGGGAUUGCGUGAAUCAUUCUUGUUUGCACUGGGGGCAUUUCAACGGGGAGGACUCGCAGAAACAUCGGGUCGUUGAGACGCCGAUUCCUGAUAUGGCGAGACGGCCGGUGACGAUGGCGUUUGCGUGGGAUCAGCCGGAGAAUGGGCAGGGAGGGAGAAUGGUAUGGUAUAUUGAUGGGAGGACGGUUAUGAAGGCGAAUAUACCCGAAGGGACGAGGAGGAUGAGUGAAUUUAAUGUCAUUUUGAAUGUGGCGAUGGGGGGGAAUGUGUGCCAGGGGAGACUACCGGCGGAUGGGGUGUAUGACUUCGUGGUUCAUGAGUUGAGAAUGGACCAUGAGCCAGUGGGGGGAUGGGGCAUAUUUGCAGAGGAAUUUCAAAGGGGAAGGGAAGGGAAGACGAUGUAG